AUGAGCUCUACUUUAACCAACUGGACUAGAUUAACUACUCAAUUAGCUGUCGAUGCUGUUUUAUUUGACUCUGAUACUGAAGAUGUAUUAAAGGUCUUUUGUUUAACAGAAAUUAAUUGUGUACCACAAGCUGUCAUUGCACCAACACUAUCAAGCUGGCCAGCAUCUUAUUCAAAUGUACGUUUCUAUGAAAUUCCAGUUGAAUCCGAUGCUAUCAACAAUGAAGCUGUUGCCAUGUACGGAAUGAUUCCAAAUGUUCGUCUCUUUAAAAACUAUGGUGUCCAAUAUGACUAUGUCAAGUCUUACUAUGGUACCAAUACCACCAACAUGGAGAAUGGUAUCAUUGCCAAUCGUUAA
This is a messenger RNA of Cavenderia fasciculata, 357 nucleotides long. RefSeq lists its product as uncharacterized. The record is from RefSeq and is a predicted model, not a curated record. The transcript is spliced from 3 exons. Lineage: Eukaryota; Evosea; Eumycetozoa; Acytosteliales; Cavenderiaceae. Bases 1 to 357 code for a protein of 118 amino acids.